Messenger RNA from Penaeus monodon (black tiger shrimp), 1129 nucleotides. RefSeq names its product myosin heavy chain, muscle-like. Lineage: Eukaryota; Metazoa; Arthropoda; Malacostraca; Decapoda; Penaeidae. Gene Ontology annotation, molecular function: microfilament motor activity; ATP binding; actin filament binding. Bases 51 to 836 code for a protein of 261 amino acids. Gene Ontology annotation, cellular component: myosin complex; vesicle; actin cytoskeleton. The record is from RefSeq and is a predicted model, not a curated record. The transcript has 6 exons. Gene Ontology annotation, biological process: vesicle transport along actin filament; actin filament organization.
CGUAUUUAGAUAACUGAUAACUGACCGAAAUUUAGAUUUCCAAACAGAUAAUGCAUUGCUUAUUAACAGCCCUUUAUUUCAAACAGCCAUUAGGUCUCCUUGCCAUUCUCGAGGAAGAGUCCAUGUUCCCUAAAGCUACAGACAAGUCGUUUGAAGAAAAGCUGAAGACCAACCACCUCGGAAAAUCCUCCAACUUCAUCAAGCCGAAGCCGCCUAAGCCCGGCCAGAAGGAGGCCCACUUCGCCAUCGUCCACUACGCCGGCACUGUGCCCUACAACCUUGCUGGCUGGCUGGAGAAGAACAAGGACCCCCUCAACGACACCGUCGUGGACCAGCUCAAGAAGUCCACCAACCCGCUCCCCGUCGAGUGCUUCGCUGACCAUCCCGGCCAGUCUGGCGGCGGCGACGCCAAGGGUGGUCGCGGUAAGAAGGGCGGCGGCUUCAUUACGGUGUCUUCAGGGUACAGGGAGCAAUUGGCCAAUCUAAUGAAGACCCUCAACGCUACUCAGCCUCACUUCAUUCGUUGUAUUGUGCCUAACGAAACGAAGUCACCUGGCGUCGUCGAGGCUCCUCUGAUUAUGCAUCAGCUGACUUGUAAUGGUGUGCUCGAGGGCAUCCGUAUCUGCCGAAAGGGCUUCCCCAACAGGAUGCCUUACCCCGAUUUCAAGCAUCGUUACUGCAUUUUGGCCUCAAGAGCCAUGGCAGCAGAGACGGAAGACAAGAAAGCAGCAGGAGUUUGUCUUGAUGCCGUUAAAAUGCCAGAAGAAAACUAUCGUCUCGGUCAUACAAAGUUAUUUUGGAGGUUUGCUAACAAAGGUCUUUGGUUGAUUGGUUGAAUGCCCUUUCGUAGAGCAAACCGACAGUUACUCCCGUAAUUACAAGAAGGUGACCUUCGGGGAGGUGUCUGAUGAAGAGAAGGCAAAUAGACCAGUUCGAAAUACGCUGAUCAUGCUGCAGUGCUGAGCCGUUAUGGCGUCAUUAAGGUUCUAAGACUAUGUCAAAGUUACUCCUGCUACCCUCCUUUGUUUUUGGCCGACCACCGGACCAUGUCCAGGCUCUUUUCCGCAGUACUCCCCCCCCCCUUUAAUCCUUUGGUUAAAACGUUACCCAAAUAUUAUAUUUCAUCACA